AUGGAGAAAACCACCAAGCUGGCAGAUCUCAAGCUCGUCAACAAGUAUUACCCAUCCAUCUCCAACUACUCCUAUCCUAGACCUGAUGCAACACAUCGUGGCGAGCAGCCGGUCAAUGGCCGCUCUUCAGUGGGAUCGGAAUGUUCUGUGCCUGAAAUGGUCGAAGACCAAGAGUCGGACGUAUCGGUAGACGACAGCAAUCAGUCUCAUAUAGCUGGCGACGAGACUUUUGAUUCAUUCUGGGAGGAUUCGGAGUCUUUUUGGGGCGUCGAACCGGGAGACAAUAGCAACACAGUGCUUAUCGGACCGAUCACCCACGCAACAGCUCUUCAACACCCUGCCGACAGUACGAUUCCAGAAAAGGAUCGUCACAAUUCUCCACAGAAGAACUCAGAACACGUCAAUGACCAUGAAUCAGAACCGUGCUGGCCCUUGGUAGUUGCUGAACCCACGGUCGCACCAGCACCGAAGCCAUCCAAGCCCACCUACUCUCUGUUCCCGCAGCCAACUGUUGUAGCGCAGCAGAGUCUGCCGCUUAGGCGCCCGGUUGGUCAAAUGAGGAGCGAGAUUCUAUGGGACGCACCCCAACAGUAUCCAUCGACAGUGUCAUUAUCCCUGACGAACAGACGCAAGAAGCCAAGAAAACUUCAUCUACCGGCUUCGGAUGGAGCUAUCAGCUAUGACAGUUCGUUGUUGACACAGUCAGCCCCCGGGACGCCCACUCUCCUGAUUGCUUCACCUACGGCUGUCGCCUUUUCAAGACGAAGCCAACAGACUCUUCCCUCUCAAAGGAAUUUCAGUAUAUCAAGAACUCACUCAGACACAAAGAUGGUCUACUGGACGCCCACCGAUGUUCCUUCCCAAGGCUCAGCAACGCAACUCAUCGUACCUAGUCAUGCCCCUGAAAAACCACGUGGCCGUCAAACACAUCAAAGGACUCAGUCGCAACUGCGGCAGUCCAUAUCCGCAACUGACCUCCCGGAGACGCCAAGGCCAACACCAUCGCCCGUUGAAAGCGCUGUGUCGCACGCACCCUGUGGUGCUUCACGGCCCACCACGCCGCUGGCACAGCAAACAGUGAUGCCUGUGUCGGUGUUUGAAUCCGACUCGGACUCUGACGACGACAGCGCUGCCAACUUUGCGCGGAGGAUCGUCAAGAACCUGACCCCUCACAAGCGCGCACGCAGUGCGUCCGCUGCGCCACGCUCGCGCAAAGGCAGCGACAUCGCCAAGGAGCAACUGCGAAGGAUACGGGCAGACACAAUCUCAUCUUCCACAGACGCCAAGGCUGCUCCUGCAGUGGAAUAUGAGACGGAAGACAAAGAGAACGAGAGCCCCGUGAUGCCGGUCUUGAGGAGGCAGAAGAGCGAGGUUUUCGGUACCAUUUUUGGCAGGAAGCGAUGA
Messenger RNA from Diaporthe amygdali, 1404 nucleotides. RefSeq lists its product as uncharacterized. The coding region runs from base 1 to 1404 and encodes 467 amino acids. The transcript has a single exon. Lineage: Eukaryota; Fungi; Ascomycota; Sordariomycetes; Diaporthales; Diaporthaceae. The record is from RefSeq and is a predicted model, not a curated record.